Messenger RNA from Austrofundulus limnaeus, 2596 nucleotides. Its product is annotated as CD97 antigen. The record is from RefSeq and is a predicted model, not a curated record. Gene Ontology annotation, biological process: cell surface receptor signaling pathway; adenylate cyclase-activating G protein-coupled receptor signaling pathway. Gene Ontology annotation, cellular component: plasma membrane. Gene Ontology annotation, molecular function: calcium ion binding; G protein-coupled receptor activity. Lineage: Eukaryota; Metazoa; Chordata; Actinopteri; Cyprinodontiformes; Rivulidae.
ACAUUAAUGAGUGUGACUAUAGUAUUUGUGGGAAAGACUCAUUCUGCUUCAACACGAUUGGCAGCUACUACUGUGUGUGCCACCCUGGGUUUAUAAAUUCAAGAGGGAAUAUUAACUUCACAGCUCAAACUGGACAGUGCAUUGAUACCAACGAAUGUUUAACAAAUAAAAACAUCUGUGAUCAUUUGUCUAAAUGUGAAAAUCUAAUCGGGAGCUAUGCCUGCAACUGCCAGUCUGGAUAUGUCAACAUAAAUAAUAACAAGACUUCACAAUGCAAAGACAUAAAUGAAUGCGAAGAAGCUGAAAGGAAACAUGAAAAUAUCUGUGGAGAUAAUGGGACAUGUAUGAACAUUAAUGGGAGUUACUGGUGCAUCUGCAAAAAUGGAUACACCAACUAUGGCAAUGACAGGACACCAUGCUCAAAGCUCAGCUGUGACAGAUUUACAGCCAGCAAGACUUCACCGACACUUGGAGGCCUGGCAGACAUAUUGUCCCUGAUGAGGAACAGCUGUUUGGCUCUAUCAGACUCAACUGUUCCUGGAGGGAAGGCUGAUGGAGAAGCGCUGCUAGAGAAACUUUUGACGGCGACUGAUGAGGUUCUGUCCCCCGGACCCGUGGGGAGCAGUAAAGGUGUGAGCGGGCUGCUCGGAGCUGUGGAGAACUCCAUUUUACUGAUUGGUCCUCAGCUCAAAGUCAACACCACCAAGAUGGAGACCAAGGAGACGGUUGCACAGAUUGCUGUAAGAAAAGGGAAAAGUCGACCAACUGGACCUCUCCAUUUGACCAGUGGAAGCACUAGUCUGAGCACUGAUUGGUCAACAGCACUAGGGACAGGACCAUAUCCUGGUUUUGCGCUCGCUGCAUUGUUAAGCUACAAGAACCUUGAGGGAUCUAUGAACAGAUCUUUUGAGAAGCUCCAAAAAGCUGAAGAAGACGUGUCCUUCCAGGUUUUCUCUAAAGUUGUGUCUGUUGUGGUUUCUAAUCCGUCCACCCAGAACCUGAGCAGUCCUGUCAACAUCACCUUCACACACCUACAGGGGGGAUGCAGGUUCGUUGCAGGGAUGCUUCAUUUCUUCUUCCUGGGCGUGAUGGCCUGGAUGCUUUUAGAAGGGGUCCAGCUGUAUCGGAUGGUUGUCCUGGUGUUUAAUGCCACCAUUCGUCCCCUUUACUUGUAUGUCUUUGGUUACGGGGUCCCGCUCACUAUUGUCAUCCUAUCUGCCACCAUCAGACCAAAGGGAUAUGGCACGAAGCAACACUGCUGGCUGUCCCUGGAAGACGGCCUCAUCUGGAGCUUCUUUGGCCCCGUGUGCAUCAUCAUCGUCCUGAACGUCUUUUUCUUCACCGUCACUGUCUGGAAACUCGCGCAGAAGUUCUCCAGCCUCAACCCAGACCUCUCCAAGUUGCACAAAAUUAGAGCUUUCACUGUGACCGCCAUAGCCCAGAUGUGUAUCCUUGGUCUGAUGUGGGUGUUCGGAGCCUUCCUGUUUAAUAAGGACAUGAUAGCAGUGGCGUAUAUCUUCACAAUCCUGAACAGCCUGCAGGGUGCCCUGGUCUUCAUCAUGCACUGCCUGCUGUCCAAACAGGUGAGAGACGAGUAUGCUCAGUUGCUGUCCUGCAUCUGUACACCACAGAAGAAGAGCUACUCGGACUACAGCAGCACAAAUCCCUCGAGCAGUCAAUCACAAGGUUCUCGGAGUGGACAGCUCACUGGAGAGUCCAACAUAUGAAGAGGUCAAACUGUGCCUCAGAGACAGAUUAUCACAGUCCAAACUCUGAGUCACUUCAAGCUGUUAUUGUUUUUUACUUGCUAGAAUUGUACAUGGGAGAAUUUUCAUUUCAGACGCAUUACAGUGUCAUUUAUUGGUCAGUGAAGGGYAAAAAAUUAAGUUUGACUGCAAAUGAAAAAAAAACUUUUUUAAUGCCUGUAAACUAAAUGGGAUCAACUAAAAAGGGAGAUGUUAUUAUUUUUUAACCAGGAAUAUUUUAGCUGUUAGCUGUUAGCAAUGAAGACAGGAGAUGUAAUAAAUAAUUUAUCAACAAAACUUAGGCUUCAAAUUAGGUUUGGAGAAUUUUCUACAGAGGGCGUWAUAAAGUUUUGGUGGUGAUAAAAGGCGCCCCCUGUCCCCCAACAGAUAGAUUGCAAAUUCAAAAUGUUUUUGACACACCCCUCUCAAGUCUGAAAAAGUUAAGAUGUGCAAAAAUGUAAAAAAAUAAAAAAUCUAAAUGUGAUUUGCAAAUUUCAUAAACCCAUAUUUUAUUCACAAUGGAACAGUAGUCUUAUCAAAUGCUGAAACUUGACAUUUUUGUGGAAAAUAAUGGCAGCAGCAAAUUUCCAAAAUGUUAUAACAGGACCAACCAUCUCCUCUUCUUCUAACAGCAGUAAACAUUAGCUGUGCUUCCACUGACCAUGAAAAUGCGCAAAUUAGAUUUUCGAAAAUAAAUUUGCUCAAUGGAAACACGUCAAUGUCAAAAACAAAAUGUUCGACAAAAUGUUUUUGCUCUARGAUGAGGCGGUUUUUCCUCCGUAUCAAAAUUGGUGUUUUUCACAAAACUGCAAUGGAAACACUUUUUUCGCAUCACGGGAGUCACGUGAUCA